AUCGUAGCUGAGCGUCGGCAAUUGUUUAUAUUUUGUAUAUAAGAGCCUAGCUCUUCCACACAAAAAAUAAUUUUUAUAUGGCAAAGAUGACCGCUAUGAGUUUUCUUGUGGUCCUCUCCGUUUUCACACUGCUUCUGCAGGUGAACGCUCAUUUACCAGCACCUUCACCAGCCAUGAAACAGGAUCCCGGCUUGACGUGGUCGGGAGCAUCGCCGAGACCAUCGCCGGGAGCGUGGCCGGGAUCAUGGCCGGGAUCGUGGCCGGGAUCGUGGCCGGGAUCGUGGCCCGGAGAUUCCUGGCCCGGAGAUUCCUGGCCAAGUCCUUGGCCAUCUAGGAGGAAGUGCUGGAAAAAACACGAGGUUUACAAGAGUUGCGUUAGCAGCAGCUGCGCCGAGGACAAGUGCUGGAAGAAGCGUUCGCCGUUUUGCACUUAUGAUUGCCGGGAUGGCUGUUUCUGCAAAAACGGAUACUACAGGGAUCAAUGGGGACAGUGCGUGACCAAGAAGGAGUGCAAGAAUAACUACCCCUGGGGCAAACCGUAUGACCCAGGUUUCACAACACGCCCUUCCCCAUAUCCCGGGAACUACGGCCCCGGACAAUUUGGCUACGGUGGUCUUGAGAGGCUGUGAGAAUAGCCUGACACGUGCAAGAUCCACAGUACAUAAUAAAAUUGCCGAUGCUGCUGAUUUC
Messenger RNA from Dermacentor silvarum, 690 nucleotides. RefSeq lists its product as uncharacterized. The coding region runs from base 78 to 629 and encodes 183 amino acids. The transcript is spliced from 2 exons. Lineage: Eukaryota; Metazoa; Arthropoda; Arachnida; Ixodida; Ixodidae. The record is from RefSeq and is a predicted model, not a curated record.